AUGGGCUUCUUGCCGAUGAUGUACGCAUCACUCUCUCUGCUGCUACUAGGUUCACUAGGAAAGCUAAUGGUGCUAGCAUCUGGAGUUGUAACAAGCCACAACCCAGAAGGGAAUUGGGCACAUCCAUCACUUGCCACACUUGAUGGUUGCCCCAAGAGCUGUGGCAAUCUGAGCUUCGACUACCCCUUUGGCAUGGGAUCAAGGUGCUCUCGGGAUCCUGACUUCAGCCUCAUUUGCAAUGACACUGCUCAGCCUCCCAGGCUCUUCUUGUGCGACGGAAUCACCGAGGUGAUCGACAACAUCGUUGUUGGUAGCGGUGGGGAUUACUACCACACUCACAAAAGCAUCAGUACCUCCUUCUGGCGUACCAUCCCCAUGAAAUCUGGUGUCCAUGUCUACUACUUGUCUUUCCAACCUCCUGGUAGAUCCUUCAGCCGUGGGGAAACCAUUCUGAACAUCACUGGUUGCGACCUGGAUGUGUAUUGGGUCAACAACAACACACACAGAACAACAUGGAUCUGUACGACUGUGUGCCCGGACCAAGUUAUCACAGAGACCAUGGCUAGGCUCAAGUGCAGUGGCAUUGGAUGUUGCAGUUUUCCUGUCACUGGCCUGCUUCCUGAUGCUUUUCAACUUAAAUUUGUCCACCACCACGGCAAAACUAGCACUGGAACACGCUCAAACCAGACCUCUAUGCUGUGGGAUAGAAUCAGCAUAAGUGAUGGUGGCGGCGGCACAGUUUUGUGGAAUAUAGUGGAUCAACAAAAUUGUGCUAGCGCCAUGCGAAACAGGACAAGGUAUGCUUGUAUCGGCAAGCAUUCCUUGUGCGGCGACCAUAGCGUGACAUCAACUGACGGCUACAACUGCAUCUGCAGUGCCGGCUAUGCAGGCAACCCCUUCAUUCAAGAUGGCUGUUCCAGAGACAAAGGGUAUAAUCCAAUUCCAAGCAGAGCUAAUUGUACCCGUUCGUGUGGUAACAUUAGUGUGCCGUACCCAUUCGGCUUAGAAGAGGGUUGCUUUGCCAGGGAAGAAUUCCAGCUCAACUGUACAAAUAUGGCAUCAUCAGCUGUCCUAAUGUUUGGGCUUGACCAGGUUAUGGACCUGAAUGUUUACCAAGGGACCAUUAAGUCCAUCUGGCCUGACCAACAAGGUGCAUCAUUUUACCACAUAUUUAGCAGGCGUGCUCUUUUUGUUGGAUAUGGCUACUUCUAUUCUAUGCAGUGGGUUGCAGCUAAUCUAAGUUGCAUAGAGGCCCAACGGAAUAUAUCUGGUUAUGCUUGUGUAAGUACCAACAGCAAGUGUGUAGCAGUAGAUGGUGAAUGGAGCUACAUUGGGUACCGCUGUAAAUGCUCGGAUGGUUUCCGAGGAAAUCCAUACACCCAAAGUGGUUGUCAAGAUAUUGAUGAAUGCCUUCAACCAAACAUUUGUAAAGGGAUAUGCCAUAAUAUUGAAGGAAGCUUCUAUUGUACUGAAUGUCCUCACAAGACCGAGUACGAUCUACACAAAAUGCAGUGUACAACAACAAAACAUCAUAUUCUGCUUUCAGGUAAGACUAAGUCAUGGUUAUGUUUGAUAAAAAGGAUAAAAAGAAACUUACAGAGCUUAAUGCCUUCAGGUAUUAUCAUUGGGUCAUCUGGUGGCUUCAGCAUUCUAGCUCUGAGUUUUGGUACAGUAUUUCUCAUUCGUAUAUGGAAAAGAAAUGUUCAAUGA
Messenger RNA from Triticum turgidum subsp. durum (durum wheat), 1710 nucleotides. The record is from the annotation of a GenBank genome assembly. NCBI's taxonomy places the organism in Eukaryota, Viridiplantae, Streptophyta, Magnoliopsida, Poales, Poaceae.